AGAAAAAGAGGGAGGAAAAGAAGACCCCCGAGGAAAAGGGGGGGGGAAGGCUGCUCUCCUCUGAGGACAGCGCGCAGCACCAUGCAGCUGGCGCCGCUGGCGCUGGCACUCAGCACGCUCUUCAUCGAUGGCUUGAGGACAGGAGCGAGGAGGCAGAAGCUGCACCCCAGGCAGGCCAAGCUGCUGGAGAAGCUGAGCGAGUACGAGAUCGUGACUCCUACCCGGGUGAAUGAGUUCGGUGAGCCCUUUCCCACCGAUGUCCACUUCAGGCGGCGGCGGCGGAGCACCAGCGCUGCCCGAGACGCCUGGACGGCCACCGCCGCCUCCCCCAAGGCUCACUACAGGCUCUCCGCCUUCGGGCAGCAGUUCCUCUUCAACCUGACGGCCAGCUCGGCCUUCAUCGCCCCGCUCUUCACCGUCAGCCUCUUGGGCGAGCCCACCGCCGACCAGCGGCGUCUCUACGCCGAGGCUGCCGACGCCGACGUGAAGCACUGUUUCUACCGGGGACACGUCAACGCCCGGCCGCGGCACACCGCCGUCAUCAGCCUCUGCUCCGGGAUGAUAGGCACGUUCAAGUCUGAUGAUGGGGACUAUUUUGUGGAGCCGCUGCUAUCACUUGAAGAACAGGAGUAUGAAGAAGAGCACAAUAAACCACAUCUGGUCUAUCGACACAGGACACCUCCAACCAACUCUUCAGGGGACAGGCAGACUUGCGACACUCCAGAUCACGAGCACAGUCACAAGAAGAACAAGCGGAAACACUGGAGAAGACAGUGGGCAGAAAGCAGCUUAUUAUCUGACGUGGAGAUGUUAAAACACAGCCUGGAAGUGAAUUCGUUCUCUGUGGACAGCAACAAGACUGGGACCGUCAGUGAAAGGAAGAGCCAUAGAAGGACAAAGCGGUUUCUCUCCUACCCUCGGUUUGUGGAAGUGAUGGUGGUGGCUGACAGCAGGAUGGUCGCCUACCAUGGAGCUAAUCUACAGCACUAUGUCUUAACGUUAAUGUCAAUAGUGGCUUCUAUCUACAAAGACCCAAGCAUUGGAAAUUUAAUUAAUAUUGUUAUUGUGAAAUUGGUCGUGAUACAUAAUGAGCAGGAUGGUCCUGCAAUAUCUUACAAUGCUCAGACAACAUUAAAAAACUUCUGCCAGUGGCAGCAAUCUCAGAACCACCCAGAAGGAAGUCACCUUCAACAUGAUACAGCCGUGCUUGUUACCAGACAGGAUAUUUGUAGAGCGCACGACAAAUGUGAUACUCUGGGUCUGGCAGAGCUGGGCACAGUCUGUGACCCAUACAGGAGCUGUUCCAUUAGUGAAGAUAACGGACUAAGCACUGCUUUCACAAUAGCACAUGAACUUGGCCAUGUAUUUAACAUGCCACAUGAUGACAAUCAUAAGUGCAAAGAAGAUGGAGGCAAAAAUCAACAGCAUGUCAUGGCACCAACACUGAACUUCUACACCAAUCCUUGGAUGUGGUCAAAAUGCAGUAGGAAAUACAUCACUGAAUUUCUGGACACUGGUUAUGGGGAGUGUUUGCUUGAUGAACCUUCAUCAAGAACUUACACAUUGCCUCAGCAGCUCCCCGGGCUGAUUUAUGAUGUCAACAAACAAUGUGAGUUGAUUUUUGGACCGGGAUCUCAAGUGUGCCCAUACAUGAUGCAGUGUCGGCGACUUUGGUGUAUCAACAUCGAUGGUGCACACAAGGGAUGUCGUACCCAACACACACCUUGGGCUGACGGGACAGAAUGUGAGCCUGGGAAGCACUGCCGGUUUGGGAUGUGUGUGCCCAAGGAGCGAGAGGCACCGGUGACAGAUGGAGCCUGGGGGACCUGGAGCCCUUUUGGGACCUGCUCGAGGACCUGCGGCGGCGGCAUCAAGACGGCGCUACGAGAGUGCAACAGGCCCGAGCCUAAAAACGGUGGGAAGUACUGCGUGGGGCGUCGCAUGAAGUUUAAAUCCUGCAACACCGAGCCCUGCUCGAAGCUGAAGAAGGACUUCCGGGAUGAGCAGUGUGCCGACUUCGACGGGAAGCACUUUAACAUCAACGGGCUGCCCACGAACGUGCGCUGGGUUCCCAAGUACAGCGGCAUCCUGAUGAAGGAUCGGUGCAAGCUGUUCUGCCGCGUGGCGGGAAACACGGCCUAUUACCAGCUGCGGGACCGCGUCAUCGACGGGACGCCCUGCGGCCCCGACACCAAUGACAUCUGCGUGCAGGGCCUUUGCCGGCAAGCUGGAUGUGAUCAUGUGCUGAAUUCAAAAGCAAGAAGAGAUAAAUGUGGUGUUUGUGGUGGGGAUAAUUCUUCAUGCAAAACUGUUGCAGGCACAUUUAAUACGGUGCAUUAUGGCUAUAACAUUGUGGUCCGCAUCCCAGCUGGUGCAACGAAUAUUGAUGUGCGUCAGCACAGUUACUCAGGGAAACCAGAGGAUGACAACUACCUGGCCUUAUCUAACAGUCAUGGAGACUUUAUAUUAAAUGGAGACUUUGUCGUCAGUAUGUUUAAAAGGGAAAUCAAAGUUGGGAAUGCUGUGAUCGAAUACAGCGGAUCGGAUAAUACUAUUGAAAGGAUUAAUUCUACAGAUCGGAUUGAGCAAGAAAUAACGCUUCAGGUUUUAUCAGUGGGCAAUUUGUACAACCCCGAUGUUCGUUACACUUUUAAUAUCCCCAUUGAGGACAAACCUCAGCAGUUUUACUGGAAUGCAUACGGCCCAUGGCAGCCCUGCAGUAAGCUCUGCCAAGGAGAACGCAAAAGGAAACCGGUGUGUACGAGAGAGUCGGAUCAGCUCACGGUGUCAGACCAGCGAUGUGAUCGAAUUCCCCAGCCUGACCCCAUCACUGAGCCUUGUGGCACAGAAUGUGAACUAAGGUGGCACAUUGCAAGGAAGAGCGAGUGCACGGCCCAGUGCGGGCUGGGCUACCGCACCCUGGAGAUCUUCUGCUCCAAGUACAGCAGGAUGGAGGGGAAGACAGAGAAGGUCGACGACCGCUUCUGCAGCAGCCAGCCCAAGCCGAGCACCAGGGAGAAGUGCACUGGGGACUGCAACGUGGGCGGGUGGAGGUACUCGGCCUGGACUGAGUGCUCCAAGAGCUGCGGCGGGGGCACGCGGCGGCGACGAGCCAUGUGUGUGAACACCUACAAUGAUGUCCUGGACGACAGCAAGUGCAGUCAGCAGGAGAAGCUGACAGUGCAACGAUGCAGUGACUUCUUGUGCCCCCAGUGGAAAACUGGCGACUGGUCCGAGUGCCUGGUCACCUGCGGGAAGGGGCACAAGCACCGCCAGACCUGGUGCCAGUUUGGAGAAGAUCGGUUAAACGACAGGUUCUGCGAUCCCGAAACGAAGCCGGAGUCGGUGCAGACGUGCCAGCAGCAGGAAUGUGCUUCGUGGCAAGUGGGGCCGUGGGGCCAGUGCACGAGUACCUGUGGCCAAGGCUACCAGAUGAGAGCGGUGAAGUGUGUCGUGGGCACCUAUGUGUCAGUGGUGGAUGAUAAUGAGUGUAAUGCUGCAACCAGACCUACAGAUACCCAGGACUGUGAAAUAGCAACGUGUCCUCCCCAUCCAAAUAGUCCUGAAGCCAAGAGAUCCAUAUCAGGCAUUCACAGGACACAGUGGAGAUUUGGAUCCUGGACACCGUGCUCUGCCACAUGUGGGAAGGGUACCCGGAUGAGGUAUGUCAGCUGUCGGGAUGACCAGGGCUCGGUGGCCGACGAGUCAGCUUGUUUCCACCUCCCGAAGCCAUCAGCCACGGAAAUGUGCACCGUGACACCGUGUGGGCAGUGGAAAGCCUUGGAGUGGAGCUCUUGCUCGGUGACUUGUGGUCAAGGUAAGGCAACGCGACAAGUGAUCUGCAUCAAUUACAGUGACCAGCUGGUGGAUAGGAGUGAGUGUGACCCAGACGACCUCCCUGCCACCGAACAAGAUUGCUCCAUGUCUCCUUGUCAUCCAAACAGCCCUGACUUCGGCAGGCCCAUCCACCCUUUCCUCUAUCCGGAUCAUCGCCUGAAACUGCACCCGGGAGGGAGCCCAAACCGAAACCGUGCCCAUGUACCAGGAGGCAAUCAGUGGAGGAUUGGCCCCUGGGGUGCAUGCUCUAGCACGUGUGCGGGGGGGUUCCAGCGGCGGGUCGUGGUGUGCCAGGAUGAGAACGGAUACACCGCAAAUAACUGCGAUGAGAAAAGCAAACCCAUGGAGCAGAGAUCGUGUGAAUCUGGCCCCUGUCCUCAGUGGGCUUAUGGCAACUGGGGAGAGUGCACCAAACCAUGUGGGGCAGGGACAAGGACACGGCUGGUCGUGUGCCAGCGCCCGAACGGAGAAAGGUUUACGGAUCUGAGCUGUGAAAUCCUGGACAAGCCACCAGACAGAGAGCAAUGCAAUGUGCAGGACUGUCCUAGAGAUGCUGCCUGGAGCGCUGGUCCUUGGAGCUCGUGUUCUGUCUCCUGUGGAAGGGGCCAAAAGCACCGCAAUGUGUACUGUUUGUCAAAGGAAGGGAGGCAUGUAGAAGAAGAUUAUUGCAAGCACCUUGCUAAGCCCAAUGUGCAAAAGAAAUGCAGAGGGGGCAGAUGUCCGAAGUGGAAAGCAGGAGAUUGGGGACAGUGCUCGGUGUCCUGCGGCCAGGGCGUCCAGCGGCGCGCUGUGCAGUGCCACGGUGGCACCCCGAAGGCAGCUGAGGAGGCAGAAUGUGACCCAGCCAUCCGUCCCCCUCCGCAGCGGGACUGUCACCUCCCCGAGUGCCCCACGCACCGCUGGGCAGCCGGCGAAUGGCAAGCGUGCAUGAAGACGUGCGGGGAGGCGUCCCGGUACCGCAAGGUGGUCUGUGUGGAUGAGAACAAGCAGGUGCAGAACAGCGGGUACUGCGAGGCCAGCAAACGCCCCCCCGACGUGGAGAGCUGCGGGCUGCCGCCCUGCGAGUACAUCUGGAUCACAGGGGAGUGGUCAGAGUGCUCGGUCACCUGUGGGAAGGGGUACCGGCAGCGCCUGGUGUCCUGCAGCGAGAUCUACACCGGGAAGGACCACUACGAGUACGGGUACCAGAACACAGUCAACUGUCCUGGCACACAGCCACCCAACAUCCAGCCCUGCUACCUCGGGGAGUGCCCCGUCUCGGCCUCCUGGCGCGUUGGCAACUGGGGAAGCUGCUCUGUCACCUGUGGAGUUGGAGUCAUGCACCGCUCAGUGCAGUGUUUGACAAAUGAUGACCAGGUCAGCAGCUUGUGCCAUGCAGAUAUGAAACCAGAGGAGAGGAGGACAUGUCACAACACCCAUGACUGUGAAUUACCAAGGAGCUGCAAGGAUGUUAAAAGUUUCAAAGGCAUCAUCGAAGAUGGCGAAUAUUUCCUUCAAGUCAAAGGAAAGACAUUAAAGGUGUAUUGCUCUGGGAUGCAGACUGACAGUCCAAAGGAGUAUGUGACCCUGGUAAAUGGGGAUGCAGAGAAUUUUUCAGAAGUGUAUGGAUACAGAUUGCAUAACCCAACUGAGUGUCCAUAUAACGGGAGCAGACGAGAAGACUGCCAGUGUAGGAAAGAUUACACAGCAGCUGGGUUUUCCACCUUCAGCAAAGUAAGGCUGGACCUGAACACUAUGCAAAUAAUAACGACUGAUUUACAGUUUGCACGGACACAUGAUGGACGACCUGUUCCUUAUGCCACUGCUGGGGACUGCUACAGUGCAGCCAAGUGCCCACAGGGUCGCUUCAGCAUAGACCUUUAUGGGACAGGCCUGUCCUUAAUGGGAACAGCAAAGUGGCUCUCCCAAGGGAAUUACGCAGUGUCAGAAAUUCAGAAAUCCCCAGAUGGUACCAAAGCAGUAGGAAAAUGUGGCGGUUACUGUGGGAAGUGCACUCCAUCAUCUGGAACAGGCCUCGAUGUUCAGGUGUUAUAGCAAUGGUUCUCUGAGAGCAGCCAGCGGAGACGAGUCGGAUGAAGGAUAGUGAUGCAAUACCUCUGCCUUCCACUUUUGUACCUGUUUGUGUGUAUAUAGAUAGCAUAUUCUUAAUGUACAGUAUAAUAUUUAUGUUUGGAUUUAUUUAUUUUGAUUUAAUAUUUUUGUACGUAAAAUCAUUAUAUUAAGGCUGCUUUUACUAUUAUUUUUAUUUUUUAUUGUUAAAUCCUGCAGUCAAACUACUGCAUUUUGCGUACUCUACAUUAUAUGUAGCAUUAUGACAAGUGAUACUUUAUUGUCACUGUAUUCAGUUGUUUACUUUGAAUCAGUAAUUUUCCUUCACUUACGGGCUGCUUUGGCCCUCUACGGUGCUACACAAUCUGCAUAGGGGUAUUUUUGGCAUUUCAAUCUGUCUUUAUGUAAGGCAAAUAGACAAGAUGUGCUUACAUUUUAUUUUAGGUAUUGUCGCGAUCUGCGACCUAUUUUCUUUCCUUUUUGGAGUGAUUUUAACUUCUCGGGAUCUGCCGAGAGGUCCGCACGCAGCACUCGCCUCUCACAGAGGAGCAGUGAACUUCAGCACUGACUUUUAGGGUGAGACACUUGUCUAAUGCUCACUAAUGCUUCUAAUAAAAGCAGCCAACCCCCAAUUAGAAUUCAUGAACACGGGGUUUAUUGAGGUGAAAAACAAAACAAUUUGGGGCAGGAGGCUCAAAGAGGGUAAUCAAAAGAGAUAGGGUCUUUAAUUUAAAACACUAAAUACCAAACACCUAUAUAUGUCCUAAUGCUUAUAUAUGAAUACAACUUAUUAUUUACACACCCAGAUUAACUAUUAUUAUCUAAGAGGGGAAGAGGAAGGAGGGAUAUACCUGACACCUGUCCUGUAUAGGGUCGCAGUUUGUGUGGGGCUAAGUCCGGCAGGAACAAACACCUUAGGGAGGGAACGAUCCCAAAAUGCAAUCCCUUACUUUAUUCCUGAGAUGGUCUAGGUAUUUAUAUAUUAGAUGAGGGUGACUUCCCCUGCAACCCAGUCUUAGAACCCACAAGUGGUGGGAAGAAGUCUCAGCGCAGGUUCUGCAGGUGAGCAGGAACUGCAGGGAAGCAGGAACCGCAGGUGAGCAGGAGCCCCUGCAGGCAAGCUCAUUUUAUUCCUUUUUGGGUUUCACAGUCUUCACAGUGGCCAUUGCUGCCCUCUUUGCCUCUGCCUUGUACUGAGGCUUCAUUGCUGCUCUAACACCCUGCGCACAGAUCUGGGAAUACCAGAUGUAACUAAGCCCGGCCUGUCGCCCGUCGGCCACCACGGCUGCGGCUGCGAGACACGGGAGAACAGACGGCUCUGCUCUUAGCGUGGAGGUUUGUGCUCCUUGUGUCGACCACAAAUGUGUAACAGGACGACGGUUUGGUCCAACAGCACAAGUAAGUUCCAAGUCCCUAUUUUUGUUUUGGACAGAUCUUUAACACAUUUUGCCAAUCUUUUGGAGGACUUGACGUUUCAGGGCCUGAUUGGUUUGCUAGCCAAUCUUGUUCAUCUUGUGGGGUGGCCUCCCGGGGUCCACUCAGGGGGUCAGUCAAAUUGACUGUUCUUGGAUUAUCCCCGUUCCCCUCCCUCUGCCAUCCUUUUGACCUCUUUGUUGGCAGAGGGAGGGCUAUUUAGUUUCCCUGAUUCUUAUUAUGGGAUUUCUCCCCCGGAUUGGGCUUUGCAGGCCACUCCUCAAUUAGCAUUUUAAGGUGAUUGUAGGAGUAAUUUUGGGCUAAAAGCCCAGGCAGAAUGCCCUUACACUUAGCCUCCUCCUUUAGCUGAUCAUAAGGCCCCAUAUCAUCCUGAGACAAAGUAUUUUUAUGUUCAGAAGGUUGACCCUUACGUGUGCUGUUGGUUUGCUGCCUUUUACCAUUUUCAUUCUUACUAACAAUUUGCCCCUCACCCUGUGACUCCCUUCGCCGUUGCGGGGCUUCGAGGUGGCUUGGUGGCUGUGGCAGCAUAUGAGGGCUUUCUGGUGGUUACUGGAGACUGAAUCACCUGUCUGGUGCCAGCAGAUUUCUGGGUCAGUUCCACCUCGGGCAUAUCAUGUGUUCUGGAGUAAUUGGUAAGUUCCCAGGCUAGAUCUGCCCCUUUGUUCUAGAUGAGGUUUGAAUUUUUUCUUUAAUGUCAACGGCUACACCUUUCAAUGACUCAGGUAGCCCAGGAAUCAGAAUAUUCUGGAUUUAUUCUGAUAUUAAGAGGACUUUCUUCAUGAGGGGCCACCUCAUUAUUAUAUACUAAUUGAAUAGUAGCCACUUUGUGAAUAUUGUCCAACAGACUGGACGAGUCACCUUUCAAUACAGCAGGUUGACCCUGUGAAGGGGGGUCUAUAAAGCCCACAUUGUAGGCAGCCCUCUGUGUGAUUGUCCAUGGAUAUCUGGGAUCUCCUGUUAACAGUAUUCCUGAUCCCCAGUAUCCUGAGGCUUCUUCCUCAGUUAGCAUGAUGUUGUCUGCCCCUGAAGCAGAUACUAGAAUGACUUAACUUCGUAUCUGUUUCAGAAAGGAGGCGGCUAUAUUGCCUUUUUAAUUGUGCUAUUUCCAUUGGGGUGUACAUUGUUUCCUUAUAUACUACAUUUUUCUGUCUGACUUCACCCUCGCCGUGGUAUGAAAUAUCAGUGCACAUGACUGGGUGAAGACAUUUAUGCUUUAUUUUGUGCCUUUCCCCUUCCUCUUCUGAACUAUCAGUAUUAUAGCAGGAAGAGGAGGAAGAGGAAGCACUUUCUAAUUUAGUAGCCAGGUGAUUAAAUUUAUUUUCUAAUUUGUCCAUUCUUUUAUUGAUCAGUCUUGUCAUUUCACGUGUUUCCAAUCCUUCCUCUGCCCUACUAUGCACAAGAGCAGAGGGGUGUGGUGUUUUUUGUGUCAGUACACUGGCUGGUUCUUGCCCCUCCCAUGUAGUGAGUGUAGCCUUGGAAGUGGAUGUGGCUUGAAAUAUGGAGAACACCACCUCCUGGGGAGGUGUUGGAGGUGUUAGAGGAGUUGUGGGAGGAGUUGCUGCCCUGGUGAGAGGAGACAGAGGUGGCACUUGUCGUUUUUUAGGUUUGUCCUUAAGGGCAGACCUGUAUUUGCCAGUUUUCACUGCAAAGUGCACCUUCUUAUAGUCUUUUUUGAGGAAGAUCUCAGUUCUUCCUCCUCUGUUGUAUAGUCAGAGCUUAGCUCCUCGCUUGAAGGACAGCAUUUUCUAUGAGGGACACACCUCUCAACAUCAGAGAAGUUUUCAAAGUCAGCCUCACUAGGGUCUGAGCCUUCCUGAUGUUGAAUGAAAUCACCAAAUUCAGAUGAAUUAUCAGAUUUUAGAGUGGCCAGUUUGUUGCGAGGUUCCUCAUUUUCAUUCCAAAUUACUACAGGAAGGGUAAAGAAUGCUCAUGCAUUAAGGUAAUCUAUACCCUGCUUUUUAAUUUCCUUUUUGGUAGACUUUGGAAGUUUGAUUCCCCCCUCCAGGUAAUGCAAAUCCUCUACUAAUUCAGCUGAUUUCCCUUCCUUUUAAUUAUUUAAUACAAUAGAAAAUAAAUGGGCUGAGGGAAGGUAACCAUGUGCGCUCAGGCGUUUCUGAAAAGGGAGCACAAGAGAGCACUGCUCAAGUUCUUGUUGUAGAGACACAGUUAACCAGUUUUGAGCCUCCUUUUCUAUGGUGCAAACAGCACCAUCGACGGCAUCACCGCUGAAUUUCGCUGCCAUUGUUACUUGGUUUUGUUCUUCAAUUAGAAACACAGUGAGCACGACAAGAUACUCCCCAGAUCCCACUUCUGACACCAAAUUAAUAUGUCACGAUCAGCAACCUAUUUUCUUUCCUUUUUGGAGUGAUUUUAACUUCUCGGGAUCUGCCGAGAGGUCCGCACGCAGCGCUCGCCUCUCACAGAGGAGCAGUGAACUUCAGCACUGACUUUUAGGGUGAGACACUUGUCUAAUGCUCACUAAUGCUUCUAAUAAAAGCAGCCAACACCCGAUUAGAAUUUAUGAACACAGGGUUUAUUGAGGUGAAAAACAAAACAAUUUGGGGCAGGAGGCUCAAAGAGGGUAAUCAAAAGAGAUAGGGUCUUUAAAAUGCCUUUAAAACACCAAAUACCGAACACCUAUAUAUGUCCUAAUGCUUAUAUGUGAAUACAACUUAUUAUUUACACACCCAGAUUAAUUAUUAUUAUCUAAGAGGGGAAGAGGAAGGAGGGAUAUGCCCAAUGCCUGUCCUGUAUAGGGUCGCAGUUUGUGCGGAAGUGAGUCAGGCAGGAACACCUUAGGGAGGGAACGAUCCCAAAAUGCACUCCCUUACUUUAUUCCUGAGAUGGUCUAGGUAUUUAUAUAUUAGGUGAGGGUGACUUCCCCUGCAGCCCGGUCUUAGAACCCACAGGUGGUGGGAAGAAGUCUCAGCGCAGGUUCCUCAGACAAGCAGGGAAGCAGGGAAACCCCAAAAGCUGAGCAGCAACAGCUUCAGUGUCUGUCCAAAGAGCGGCAGCAAGCAGCAAGCAGGCAGUCUCUUUAUGGCUUCUGGGGACUUGCUCCUUCAUCCCUGGUUGGCCAGACUCUUGUUCCUGGGUCUUCCCUGCCAAUCAGGCAGGGACUUUCCUCCCAUCCUGCUGUGCCAUCCCUGGGCAGACUCGCUGUUCCCAACACUUGCGGUUUUCCCGCCACUGCUCCUGUCAGGCAGCUGGUUACCUCCCUCAUGGAGUCCAAGUUGUUGUUUCAUGGCAGAGGAGGCAGGCAGACAGGAGAGUCUUUCAAGUACCUGGUGGAGUAGCCAUCUUUAAGUCAGUUAUGACUGCUGACCUAAAGGGCGUGUGAUGUUCAUGUGAGGAAAGGUCUGGUCCUUCACAGGUAUGUUUUGAAUUUCACAUGACCUCUGUGGCCAGUGCUAAAAAGCACUGGUUUGGUGCUAACAUAUUUAUUAAUGCUCUGUAGUUUUAGUUAAUCCAGUGCCUUUAUCAGUGAAAAAAGGGAAGAAAGCAAAAAUUGUCAGGUGACUCAAAGAAAAUAGGAUCUAGCCCAGGUUUAGGAAAAUUCCUGCAGAUGGCUCUUCAGCUCGAGCUCCUGUCUCAAAGGGCUCUGAAGUGAACUCGCUUUUAGAAAAAAAUCACAUAUUUGUCUCCUAAUUGCAUGUGCCACUGUGCUUCCUGGCUCCAUCUGGAAGCGGGGUAUUAACUCAUCCCAGACAGGCUGAUCAGGCCAUAUGUUUCCCUGGGCUCAGCACUGAGAAGUGGUGCAGUUUCUUAUGGACAUUGCCACAAAAUCCUGAGGUGAAGCCGAAACCAUCCCUGCCGUGUUAUCUCCCCAUGGGGCCGGUGAGGACUACAGGGUCUGCAGCAGGGGAUGGGGGUCAGGGCCCCCCCGCCAAGCCACCCGUUCCUCUUGGCCUGGGGACUCCAUUGCAGGCACCUGCAGCAUUUUCCUGGCUUCCUACUCAUUCACAGACCAUCUGCAAAGGGAGGCUUCAGUGCUGGCUCUGCCUCCUUUCAACAAGAUCACUCUGUACUUACAGAUAACUCUUCCCCUCCCUUCAAAAACAGGCUGCUUGACGCCUACUCCUGUGUUGCUUCAGAUCUUCCUGGUAAGGCAUCUGUGCUCCUUGCCUCUCUGCCAUCCCAUGUACAACCAGACAUCUAGCGUUGGCUUUUAUUAUUAUUAUUAUUAUUAUUAUCAUUAUUUUAAAUAGAGGAUCCAGCUCUCAUCGGCGCCCACCACGACUGCGCGGUGGCCCCUGCCUGUACAUAGUGCUCUGCUUCUGCCAUGCCAGGUUUUUGCAGAGCUUCAUAGCACGUUGAAUGGGGGUGAUGUGACCAGAUUAUUUUUGCAGUCUGUGACUAUGUCCCUUAUCUCUCUUGCCACCAUUUUACUUUGUGAUUCUGGCUGCUCCAACAGACAAGGUGACAGGGCAGCACCUUCCUAUCACAAAGUACAGGGAAAGGAAACUUUGCAGCUCAAAAUUGCCAGCAGUUUGGAAAACCCAAGAGGCUUUUCUGUUACUUUGGAUAAGGCUUGCAAUUUUGGAUGCAACUAGUGAACAAACCCAGCCUCAGGAUCUUGUGUGAGUCUUUUGCAGAGCUCCCCAAAGGAUGUGUAACCAGCCUGUCAUGAAACAGUUGGAUCAAUAGUGAUAAAAUAUUUGAUCCCUGGAUUCAGACCCAGGCUGUGUUCAGCCUUCAGAGCAAAACCUGUCAGCCUGGCAGUAGGGAAGGAUGAAUUCCCACCAGCUGGGAGCACCUCACAGGCAAGCAGGGCUCUUACAGCACAGCAGCUAAAGAACUGGUGCUCUCCACUGGUUCUGUGUGUGUUCCUCUGCUGCUCUCAUUAAUAGUCAGACUUAGAGGAAAGAAUGAGACUUUUAGUCAUCACUUGGGUUUUUGGCUUAAUAGUGCAUAAGUAGAUCAAAUCUUAGAAAGACUGAUGUUACACCUACAUUGUAUGUCUGUGCAUGACAAUAAUAAAUUCUACCUUUCUGAGAAAAAUGCCAAAAAUACCAUUUUGACAGUGAAAGAAAAAGGGAAAGGGAAAAAGGGAAAGGGAAAAGGUAAGGAGAAAGAGGAAAAGGGGAAAGGAGUAGUAAUGGAAUAGUGAUUAUUUUUUGUAAUGAUAAUUGCUUAUGUAUAACUUCUGUAGGGAAAAAGGGAAAAUUGCACUAUGAACUUUAGAAAGAAACAGUGGUGCUUAGAAAGUACAGGCUUCUUAUACUUUCUCUAAUGAAGUGAAUGGCUAUUUAUAAAAAAAUAUUUUGACCUGUACACAUUCAUUUCUAUCAUAUAGUUUCGUAGUAGCUAUUAACAAAGCAAGAAAAACAAACAAACAAAAUAUAUAAUAAACUAUAUGGGGAAAAAAAAGAUAGAGCACUGAUCCUGUAGUUCAUUAAUGGGCUUCAUUAAAUAGGAGCAGACUUUGAUGACCAGAGACAUUGGACAUUUCUUUUUCAGGCUGUAACUCGGGGUUUUAUAUAUCAAUGCCAUUAUUUUUCUACAAACUGAGGGGUUUUUUGCAAGCACUUUCCUGUACAGUGUUUCUUUCUGCUUAUACUCCAGAGGAAAUGAAAAGACUCAUAAGACAUGUCUGUAUGAUCUUUCUGCAUUUGCCAUCAUAUUUCAAUACCUGUGUGCUAUUAUAGAGGCAAAAUACUUUGUACCCAAGGGAAUAAUACAUUGAAUGCUAAACACUC
Apus apus (common swift) is the source of this 13019-nucleotide messenger RNA. It is a transcript of the gene ADAMTS9, whose product is annotated as ADAM metallopeptidase with thrombospondin type 1 motif 9. The record is from RefSeq and is a predicted model, not a curated record. NCBI's taxonomy places the organism in Eukaryota, Metazoa, Chordata, Aves, Apodiformes, Apodidae. Gene Ontology annotation, cellular component: extracellular matrix. Gene Ontology annotation, molecular function: metalloendopeptidase activity; zinc ion binding. Gene Ontology annotation, biological process: proteolysis; extracellular matrix organization.